GCGGGCGGGGCCUUUCCGCUGCCAUCCGCGGUUCGGCGCUCGCUUCCUCGCCGCCGGGGCUGAGCGAAGGAAGAGGCAAGAUGGCGGACAAGGCGCCCGGCGGCUCGCAGAAAGGCAGUGGGAAGGUCAGAGCUCCGGAUGCAGCACAUAACACUGGGUCUGCUGAUACACAUCCUUUAAUGGAAAGUAAACUUAAAGCAUUCAGCAUUGGCAAAAUGAGUGCUGCCAAACGGACUUUGAGCAAGAAGGAACAAGAAGAAUUAAAAAAGAAGGAGGAUGAGAAGGCUGCUGCAGAAAUUUAUGAAGAAUUCCUUGCUGCGUUUGAGGGAAGCGAUGGCAAUAAAGUGAAAACAUUUGUAAGAGGAGGAAUUGUUAAUGCAUCUAAAGAGGAACAUGAAACCGAUGAAAAACGGGGUAAAAUCUAUAAACCUUCAUCACGAUUUUCAGAUCAAAAAAACCAACCAAGUCAACCAUCUAAUGAGAAGCCUCCAUCCCUCUUAAUGAUAGAAACCAAAAAGCCUACACUCCCCAAAAACAAACAAAAACAAACAACUUUGCCUGGGCCUUUGAAGAAAGGAGAGAAGGAAAAGAAAAAGAGCAAUCUGGAACUUUUUAAAGAAGAACUAAAGCAGAUACAAGAAGAGCGUGAUGAAAGACAUAAAACAAAAGGUAGAUUGAGUCGUUUUGAACCUCCCCAGUCGGAUUCAGAUGGUCAGCGUCGUUCAAUGGAUGCUCCUUCAAGAAGAAACAGAUCAUCUGGUGUACUGGAUGAUUAUGCACCAGGGUCACAUGAUGUUGGGGAUCCAAGCACAACAAAUUUGUACCUGGGAAACAUUAAUCCUCAAAUGAAUGAAGAGAUGUUAUGUCAAGAAUUUGGACGCUUUGGACCACUAGCGAGUGUUAAAAUUAUGUGGCCAAGAACUGAUGAAGAAAGAGCAAGAGAAAGAAAUUGUGGCUUUGUUGCAUUUAUGAACAGGAGAGAUGCUGAAAGAGCUUUAAAGAACUUAAAUGGCAAGAUGAUUAUGUCCUUUGAAAUGAAGCUAGGCUGGGGCAAAGCUGUGCCUAUCCCACCACACCCAAUAUACAUUCCACCUUCAAUGAUGGAGCAUACCCUCCCACCUCCUCCGUCAGGUCUGCCUUUUAAUGCCCAGCCUAGGGAGAGGUUGAAGAAUCCCAAUGCUCCAAUGUUACCCCCACCAAAAAACAAGGAAGAUUUUGAGAAGACUCUGUCGCAAGCCAUAGUCAAAGUGGUUAUCCCAACAGAAAGGAAUUUGCUCGCACUGAUACAUCGAAUGAUAGAGUUUGUGGUACGGGAAGGGCCCAUGUUUGAAGCCAUGAUCAUGAACCGAGAAAUCAACAACCCAAUGUUCAGGUUUCUGUUUGAAAACCAGACUCCAGCCCAUGUGUAUUAUAGAUGGAAGCUUUAUUCAAUUCUUCAGGGAGAUGCUCCAACCAAGUGGAGGACAGAAGAUUUCCGUAUGUUCAAAAAUGGAUCGUUUUGGAGACCACCACCACUAAAUCCAUAUUUACAUGGGAUGUCAGAAGAGCAAGAAACAGAGGCAUUUGUGGAGGAACCAAACAAGAAGGGUGCACUUAAGGAGGAACAGAGAGACAAGCUAGAGGAGAUUUUGCGUGGAUUAACGCCUCGAAAGAAUGAUAUUGGCGAUGCUAUGGUUUUCUGUCUAAAUAAUGCAGAAGCUGCUGAAGAAAUUGUAGACUGCAUUACAGAGUCGCUGUCAAUUCUGAAGACUCCUCUUCCCAAGAAGAUAGCAAGAUUAUAUCUGGUGUCAGAUGUGUUGUACAACUCUUCAGCUAAAGUUGCCAAUGCUUCCUACUAUAGAAAAUUUUUUGAAACAAAAUUAUGUCAGAUAUUCUCUGAUCUCAAUGCUACUUACCGUACAAUACAAGGCCAUUUACAGUCUGAAAAUUUCAAGCAACGGGUAAUGACGUGCUUCCGAGCAUGGGAAGACUGGGCAAUCUAUCCAGAACCGUUUUUGAUCAAACUACAGAACAUUUUCUUGGGGCUUGUAAAUAUCAUGGAAGACAAAGAAACAGAGGAAGUACCAGAUGAUCUUGAUGGUGCUCCCAUUGAGGAAGAGCUUGAUGGUGCUCCAUUAGAAGAUGUGGAUGGAAUUCCUAUUGAUGCUGCUCCUAUUGAUGAUCUGGAUGGAGUUCCUAUUAAAUCAUUGGAUGAUGAUCUUGAUGGAGUACCUUUGGAUACAGCUGAAGACUCAAAAAAGAAUGAGCCUAUAUUUAAAGUUGCUCCUUCAAAGUGGGAAGCAGUGGAUGAAUCAGAAUUGGAAGCUCAAGCUGUUACCACUUCUAAAUGGGAGCUUUUUGAUCAACAUGAAGAAUCUGAGGAGGAAGAAAUACCAAAUCAAGAAGAGGAAAGUGAAGAUGAGGAAGACACUCAGAGUUCAAAGUCUGAAGAGCAACACAUGUAUUCCAAUCCUAUUAAAGAAGAGAUGCCUGAGUCCAAGUCAUCAGUCAAAUAUUCAGAAAUGAGUGAAGAGAAACGUGCCAAACUCCGGGAGAUUGAGCUUAAGGUGAUGAAGUUUCAGGAUGAGUUAGAAUCUGGGAAGCGACCUAAGAAACCAGGCCAGAGUUUUCAGGAACAGGUUGAACACUACAGAGACAAGCUGCUCCAGAGGGAAAAAGAAAAGGAGUUGGAAAGAGAACGAGAAAGGGACAAGAAGGACAAAGAAAAAUCUGAUUCUAGGUCUAAAGAUAAGAAGGAAAAGGAGGAAUGUACACCAACAAGAAAAGAGAGGAAAAGACGGCACAGUGCUUCCCCCAGCCCGUCUCGCAGCAGUGGCAGUAGAAGAGCAAAAUCCCCAUCCCCAAAAUCGGAGCGCUCAGAGCGCUCUGAACGGUCCCACAAAGAGAGUUCCCGUUCUCGGUCAUCACACAAAGACUCUCCAAGAGAUGUCAGUAAAAAAGGCAAAAGGUCACCAUCUGGUUCCAGGACACCCAAAAGAUCAAGAAGAUCACGGUCGAGGUCCCCUAAAAAGUCAGGGAAAAAAUCCAGGUCUCAGUCCCGUUCUCCUCACAGAUCUCACAAGAAGUCAAAGAAAAGCAAACACUGACAAUGUUGAUAUUUUUUAUGAUGCUGUCACUUACUGGAAAUGCAGUUUUGUUUUUGUGCCUGAACAGUCUGUUUAAAAAAAAAAAAGGAAAAAGAAAAAAAAAACAAGGAAAGAAAAGGAAAAAAACCAACAAAAAAGCAUUCCUGAUUUUUUUUUUGUGAAUGCACGUGUAUACUCAUGAGUAUCUGCAUCUGUAGACCCGUCAUUGUUUUAUAUUGUACAAAAUAUCUUCCUUGUGACUAUUUCCCAAAUGAAACAUUUUUGUGUUUAGAAGUUUCAUCAGAUGUGUGUAACUGAUCUGCUGGCAGUAGUGAUAUUUUGUUUUAGAAUGUUGUGACAUAGCAGAAAUAACUCCAAUGUUCCCCCUCUUUUGUAGCUUUGACAAUUUGAAUUAGAUUUCAAAUAAAAUCUGAACAGAAAAUGAAGAUGUUGUUUUCUUGCCCCACUGGGGAUGCAGAUUUAUAAUGAAAUUCGUAGUUUGUGUGGAAGUACUGUGCAUUUCAGGCAUACUAUGGUGCAUAGGUUUUUGGUACAGUAAUAGCUGUUCCUGUUUCCUCUAGCUUGACUAUCCAGAUAAAAGCACCUUUUGAAUCCAGUGGUUGGAUUCUCCUUUCUGCCAUGAUAUUUUACUGUAAGAGCAGUUGAGCAGUCUGGUCCCAAACAUGAGCAGCUUUGCAAGUAGAUCUUUUGCUUGGUAUUUUGCUGUUUUAAUCCCAGGCAGUAUUUUUUCAAGCAGAGCAAUGUGGUUGUUCAUUUUUUU
Tympanuchus pallidicinctus (lesser prairie-chicken) is the source of this 3846-nucleotide messenger RNA. It is a transcript of the gene U2SURP, whose product is annotated as U2 snRNP associated SURP domain containing. Gene Ontology annotation, cellular component: nucleus. The coding region runs from base 81 to 3086 and encodes 1001 amino acids. NCBI's taxonomy places the organism in Eukaryota, Metazoa, Chordata, Aves, Galliformes, Phasianidae. The record is from RefSeq and is a predicted model, not a curated record. Gene Ontology annotation, molecular function: RNA binding. The transcript is spliced from 28 exons. Gene Ontology annotation, biological process: RNA processing.